GAUUCAAGGGCAAAAUAUGCAUGUCGAUUCAGCUUUAAAUAUCCGCGACCCCUCCCCCGCCUCCCACUUUGGCGGGGUGACGAAGGGGUGUCAUCUAGGGCAAGGUCUACAUCUACCCGUCUCAUGACCGUGAGACCGACAUCAAGUUCAACGACAAUGGCGACCAGUAUGACAUGGCCGACUACCACGUCUUCAGCACCUCCUCCCUAGACCCCGCAGAGACCCCGACCGACCACGGCGUCGUCCUCAAGACCGAGGACGUCCCCUGGGUCUCCAAGCAGCUCUGGGCCCCCGACGCCGCCUUCAAGGACGGCAAGUACUACCUGUUCUUCCCCGCCCGCGACAAGCAGGGCAUCUUCCGCAUCGGCGUCGCCGUCGGCGACCGCCCCUACGGCCCCUUCCAGGCCGAGCCCGAACCCAUCAAGGGCUCCUACUCCAUCGACCCGGCCAGCUACGUCGACGACGACGGCCAGGCCUACCUCUACUUCGGCGGCCUCUGGGGCGGCCAGCUGCAGUGCUACCAGAAGGGCAACGACCUCUUCGACCCGGCGUGGUCCGGCCCCAAGGAGCCCUCGGGCGAGGGCGUCUACGCCAUGGGGCCCCGCGCCGCCAAGCUCACCGACGACAUGAAGGAGUUCGCCGCCGACGUCCAGGAGAUCCAGAUCCUCGACCCGGACACCCAGAAGCCCAUCCUCGCCGACGACCACGACCGCCGCUUCUUCGAGGCCGCCUGGGUCCACAAGCGCAACGGCACCUACUACUUCUCCUACUCCACCGGCGACACCCACUACCUCUGCUACGCCACCAGCGACAAUCCCCUCGGCCCCUUCACCUACGGCGGCCGCAUCCUCGAGCCCGUCCUCGGCUGGACCACCCACCACUCCAUCGUCGAGUUCCAGGGCCGCUGGUGGCUGUUCCACCACGACUGCGAGCUCAGCGGUGGUGUGGACCACCUGCGUUCCGUCAAGGUGAAGGAGAUCUUCCAUGACAAGGACGGCAAGAUUGUUACCGAGAAGCCCGAAUAAACAAAAGCAUGGAUGAAUGGGCUACAAAGGGGAGGAGAUGAAAACAAAACAACAAAAAAAAUUAAUUAUGAAUUCACUGAUUCCAAAAAUUGAUGAUGCUUAUGAUACUGAUUUGUCCCGCAUGUCCCUGCC
Messenger RNA from Sodiomyces alkalinus F11, 1157 nucleotides. RefSeq names its product xylosidase/arabinosidase. The transcript has 2 exons. The record is from RefSeq and is a predicted model, not a curated record. Gene Ontology annotation, biological process: carbohydrate metabolic process. Lineage: Eukaryota; Fungi; Ascomycota; Sordariomycetes; Glomerellales; Plectosphaerellaceae. Gene Ontology annotation, molecular function: hydrolase activity, hydrolyzing O-glycosyl compounds. Bases 174 to 1025 code for a protein of 283 amino acids.